This is a messenger RNA of Phytophthora sojae, 2766 nucleotides long. RefSeq lists its product as hypothetical. Bases 1 to 2766 code for a protein of 921 amino acids. Gene Ontology annotation, molecular function: ATP hydrolysis activity; ATP binding; single-stranded DNA binding. The transcript has 6 exons. Gene Ontology annotation, cellular component: nucleus; MCM complex. The record is from RefSeq and is a predicted model, not a curated record. Lineage: Eukaryota; Oomycota; Peronosporomycetes; Peronosporales; Peronosporaceae. Gene Ontology annotation, biological process: DNA replication.
AUGCGUCAAUAUGACUCGUCCCCUAGCAGCCUCGUGGACGCCGCCACGUGCGUGUGGAAUCAGUACUACCCAGAGGACCACAACAUCGGCACCCGGCAGCCGGGCGAGACCCGCUCGGCGCAGUAUUACAGCCCCAUUAGCGACACGGACGGCCGCUUCCAGGCCGCCAUGACCUUCCUCAACUGCUUCCGGGACGGCGAACAGUGGGCGCCGCUGCUGCAAUGCGACUUGACGCAGCCGAACGUGACGGUGGUGUGGCUCCACUACGCGGAGCUCAUUCGCACGGGCACGGCGGACUUUGAGCGCGCGCUGACCGAGAACAUCGAGGACGUGCUGCUGUGUCUGGGUAUUGCACUGUGUAUGCGACGUCACGAGCUGCGCGUGGAGGCGGAGGAGGAUAUCACCAGGAAACGCAGUGUGCCGGUGGACCGAACCAAGAUCACGGUUCGACUGCAUGGAGUGACGCCCGUGCUGCCCAUUGCAGCACUGAAAGCGGACGUGGUGAACCAGUUCGUGAGCGUCGUGGGGACAGUGGUGAGAGUCAGUGCCAUUAAGCCGCUGGUCACGAGGUGCGACUUCGUGUGCGCCAAGUGCAACGAAGCCACGUCGCGAGCCUUCCCGGAUGGAAAGUUUGUUCCGCCACAGAGGUGCGAGAACUCGCCGUGUCGAGGGAGGACGUUGCUGCCGAACCGAUCGUCGGUGGAUACGGUCGACUACCAGAAGAUCAAGCUCCAGGAGAUGGAAACCACGGACGUUGGACCCGGGCGCAUGCCCAGAAUGAUUGAGGUGGAACUGUAUGAAGAUCUCGUUGACUCCUGUAUUCCUGGCAACGUGGUGACGAUCUCCGGCGUCGUGAAGAGCAUCAACUCGGAAAUCCACGAAGGAAGAUACGGCAAGCGUGCACAGGCAAACAGCUUGUAUAUUCUGUACAUCUGCGCCAACUCGGUUGAAAACUCGGCCAAGGUUGAUAAAGAUAAGGACAAGGACAAGGCAUCGGAUAUCGACUUCACGAAGGAGGACCUGGAGCAGAUCAGCAACAUUAUCAAUCAGGGCAACGUGUUCGACCACCUCGUUCACUCUCUUUGUCCCGGAAUUUACCGCAACGAUAUCGUAAAAGCGGGCCUGAUCCUGGCACUACUCGGAGGAACGCGGAAUACGGACGAUAAAGACACCACGUGCGUACGAAGAGCGGACUCUCAUGUGCUGGUCGUUGGAGAUCCUGGUUUGGGUAAGAGCCAAAUGCUUCGAGCUGUGUCUAUGGUCGCCCCACGAGCAGUGUACGUCGGAGGAAAUACCACCACCACGACUGGAUUAACGGUCACUAUGGUGAAGGAUGGAUCCGGCGACUACGCGCUAGAAGCUGGCGCCCUCGUUCUCGCGGACCAGGGUGUAUGCUGCAUUGAUGAGUUCGACAAAAUGGGCAUCGACUACCAGGCGCUGCUGGAAGCAAUGGAGCAGCAGAGUAUCAGCAUUGCCAAGGCUGGCAUCGUGUGCAAUCUGAACGCGAGGACGUCAGUCAUCGCAGCAGCCAACCCUAGUGGUGGACACUACGACCGCAGUCGCUCAGUUGGGGAGAAUCUUAAGAUGAAAGCCGCGUUGCUUUCCCGUUUCGACCUCGUCUUUAUUCUGCUUGACCGACCGGACGAAGAGCGCGAUCGACUCCUGUCGGAACACGUGAUGAACUCGCACGCGCGCGGUAGGCGGAAGUCAAGAAAACGCGCGAGAGACAGCAGCGCGCCGAUGGGCUCCUGGAGCUCCAGCAGCUACGCGGAUGAACCGCCAGCUAGUGGCUACGAAGAGGCUCCGCCCUCGGAUCACCAGUUGCUGUCACACCGUCUUCGUCAGAAUGCGGCCGAGUACACCAUGAGUCCAAUCCCGCUCUACUUCGUGCGCAAGUUCAUCGCCUACGCGCGUCGAUACGUGCACCCGCGACUAUCGUCCGAGGCCGCCGCAGUGCUACAGAAGAAGUAUCUGGAGCUUCGUUCCGCCGGUGAAGGCCAACAGAACCCGACCGACAGUAUCCCGAUCACAACGCGUCAGCUAGAGUCGCUGAUCCGCCUCUCACAAGCCCGCGCCCGAGCCGAGCUGGCCGAAACCGUCUCUGCCGAGCACGCGCAAGACGUGGUCGACAUCAUGCAGGAGUGUCUGCUGGACACUCUGACCACGGAGGACGGGAACCUGGACUUCGGCCGCAGCGGGGGCAUGAGUCUGGCCAAGAAGGUGAAGGCGUACGUGGCGCGGCUCAUGAAAGCCGCGGCCAGACGCAACACGUCGCUGUUCACCAUGGACGAUCUGCUCGAAGUAGCCGACAGUAUGGGGCUCAAGGUGGACGACUUCCGGGACUUCGUGGACAUCCUCCGCAACGAGUGCUACCUGCUGAAGAAAGGCCCCGGGCAAUUCAAAGUGCAGGUGUCCUCGUACAACAUGAUGGAGGGCGCUCUACUGUGCAUGAGUGGGGUCGCUCUACUUGAUGUUGAGCUUCUCGCGACGGGCCUUGGUCUCCUGGUCCACGAUGUCCUGCGGUCUCUCGGAGGAGAAGAGGUCGUGGCCGGCCUUUUGCUCUGCAGUACAGGGUGCAAGCAAGGAGGAGUCAGUACCAACAACACAGAGAGAGAGACCAUAGAGGGCUAUGGAUCGGCGACGCGUACGCUUGCGGAUGACGGGGUACGCGCAGAUGGCGAGGCAGAUGGAGGUGCCGACGAACACCUUGCCGCCCUGGCCCAGCGGCAGCUUCUCGAGGAACGUGAGCAGCAUCUCGGUGACUAG